AUGUACGGUAGUUAUUAUCCUCAAAGCUAUGGUACACCUUUUUCAGAAGUUCAAUCUGAUAUGUGGAUUAAUCAGAAUAUUCCCGGUGGAGUAAACAGUGUUAUGGGUGAACGAUUAGAUAAUUUCAUGGGUGGAAAUACAAAUCCAACAUUUGGUCAAGUAUAUGGUGGUGAAAGAGGAGUUAAUGGUUAUGGUGGUGGAUACGGUUAUCAAAGAUGGUAA
Adineta steineri is the source of this 222-nucleotide messenger RNA. Lineage: Eukaryota; Metazoa; Rotifera; Eurotatoria; Adinetida; Adinetidae. The record is from the annotation of a GenBank genome assembly.